CGAUCCAGAGGGUGGAUCUAUCACUCAAGUAGCCAGAGUGGUCAUCGAGAGAAUAGCCCGGAAGGGGGAACAAUGCAAUAUUGUACCUGAUAAUAUCGAUGAUAUUGUAGCAGACCUGGCUCCGGAAGAGAAAGACGAAGAUGACACCCCCGAAACAUGCAUCUACUCCAACUGGUCCCCGUGGUCCGCCUGCAGCUCCUCCACCUGCGACAAGGGCAAGAGGAUGAGGCAGCGUAUGCUGAAAGCACAGCUGGACCUCAGUGUCCCCUGCCCUGACACGCAGGACUUCCAGCCCUGCAUGGGCCCUGGCUGCAGUGAUGAAGAGGGCUCUACCUGCACCAUGUCGGAGUGGAUCACCUGGUCACCAUGCAGCAUCUCCUGUGGCAUGGGCAUGCGGUCCCGGGAGAGGUACGUGAAGCAGUUCCCGGAGGAUGGCUCCGUGUGUACGCUGCCCACUGAAGAAACAGAGAAGUGCACAGUCAACGAGGAAUGCUCUCCCAGCAGCUGCCUGAUGACGGAGUGGGGCGAGUGGGAUGAAUGCAGCGCCACCUGCGGGAUGGGCAUGAAGAAGCGGCACCGCAUGGUCAAAAUGAGUCCAGCCGACGGCUCUAUGUGCAAGGCGGAGACGGCGCAAGCAGAGAAGUGCAUGAUGCCUGAGUGCCACACCAUCCCAUGCUUGCUGUCCCCAUGGUCUGAGUGGAGCGACUGCAGUGUGACCUGUGGGAAGGGCAUGCGCACCCGCCAGCGGAUGCUCAAGUCUCUGGCCGAGCUUGGUGACUGUAACGAGGAUCUGGAGCAGGUGGAGAAGUGCAUGCUGCCUGAAUGCCCCAUUGACUGUGAGCUCACCGAGUGGUCCCAGUGGUCAGAAUGUAACAAAUCAUGUGGAAAAGGCCACAUGAUUCGAACCCGGUUGAUCCAGAUGGAGCCUCAGUUUGGAGGCGCUCCCUGUCCAGAGACUGUGCAGCGCAAAAAGUGCCGCAUCCGGAAAUGCCUUCGAAACCCAUCCAUCCAGAAACUGCGCUGGAGGGAGGCCAGAGAGAGCAGGAGAAGUGAGCAGCUGAGGGAAGAGUCUGAAGGGGAGCAGUUUCCAGGUUGUAGGAUGCGCCCAUGGACAGCCUGGUCGGAAUGCACCAAACUGUGUGGCGGCGGGAUUCAGGAACGCUACAUGACUGUAAAGAAGAGGUUCAAAAGCUCCCAGUUUACCAGCUGCAAAGACAAGAAGGAGAUCAGAGCAUGCAAUGUUCACCCUUGUUAG
Molecule: messenger RNA, 1255 nt
Organism: Chrysochloris asiatica (Cape golden mole)
Lineage: Eukaryota; Metazoa; Chordata; Mammalia; Afrosoricida; Chrysochloridae
Gene: SPON1
Product: spondin 1, extracellular matrix protein
Exons: 8
Coding region: 224-1255 (343 amino acids)
Biological process (GO): cell adhesion
Cellular component (GO): extracellular matrix
Source: RefSeq, a predicted model, not a curated record